This is a messenger RNA of Gryllus bimaculatus (two-spotted cricket), 327 nucleotides long. The record is from the annotation of a GenBank genome assembly. Lineage: Eukaryota; Metazoa; Arthropoda; Insecta; Orthoptera; Gryllidae.
AUGGCGGCCGCGCGUCGCCUGCGCGCAGCUCUCCGCCCGCACCCGGCCAUGCAUCGCCCUCGCCAUCGCACAGACGCCCGCGCGCUGGUGCACGUGCUGGUGCUGCUGGCGGUGGGCGCGCUGGCGGUGGCGCAGAACGAGUGCCGCAAGUGCCCCAAGUACUACUCCCCCGUGUGCGCCUCCGACGGCGGCUCCUCGCCGCCGCGCGUCUUCGUCAACUACUGCGAGAUGAACUACUACAACUGCUUCACCGGCGGAUCCUUCACCAAAGUAAGAAGUGGCACUUGUUCCUGAUUACGAAGAAAUGAUACAUAUCAUCCAAGUUGG